Molecule: messenger RNA, 2800 nt
Organism: Hylaeus volcanicus
Lineage: Eukaryota; Metazoa; Arthropoda; Insecta; Hymenoptera; Colletidae
Product: RNA-binding protein 28-like
Exons: 11
Coding region: 424-2730 (768 amino acids)
Molecular function (GO): RNA binding
Source: RefSeq, a predicted model, not a curated record
UGACACAAAAAAGCAAACGUAGACUACCUAUAGGAGCUUGCGCUCUAGUUUGAACAUUUAUCUAGCGGAAACGACUAUUGAGAGGUCUCGAAUCUGCAUUGUCGAGACAAAAAUAGGACAAUGCGGACCCUUGCAGUUCCGUGUAUGUAUACAGUGGUGUGGAGCUGUGUGAUUGCGUACUGGCACAUACAAGGCACGGGUGUCCACUCCCUUUAUCGACCCUUUAGUUGGUGGUGCCAUCUAACGGCAGCAGUUCUAUUGGCCUAUUUCUUAACCUCAAAAGUAAACAACCGUAACACGCAGCAUGCUAUAUAAUAAAGUGAAUAUUUUACAUAAAAAUUUAUCAAUUUAAUGUGUAGUAUUUGGUGUGACUAGUACGAAAUAUCGCAUUAUAAUAUAUUAUUGUUAAAGUGGGUAUACAAUAUGCGGAAUACAAAAAAUAAGAAUAGAGAUGAUAAAAAGAAACUUUCUUGGAUCUACAGAAGAAAGGCAAAGUCUAACAGGUUAAGGCAGGCUGGAGGUGACAAUGAAAUUGAAAAUGAAAAUGAAAAUGAAAAUAAAAGACCUAGAAUUAUCGUGCGCAAUCUACCGUUUAAGACAACUGUAGAUGACAUCAAACAGUUUUAUGAACCAUUUGGUCCAAUCGAUGAAAUAAAUUUCCCAAAACGUUACGAUGGUUCACCAGUGGGAUGUUGUUUCAUUCAAUUUAAACAGUUAGAAGAUGCGUCAAAAGCAAUAUUUAAUACAAAUAAACAAAAAUUUGAAGGUAGAACAAUAAGCAGUAGUUGGGCUGUUUCAAAAUCUAGAUAUUGUGAAAAACUGAAACAAGAAUCUACAAAAAAUGUAGACCAUAAAAUUGAUCAUGAUGCAAAGAAAGAUGAAGUAGACACAAAUAAACAAAACGAUGAAUGUAAAACAGAGGAGUUUGUAAAAAGAAAACUGGAAAGGAGAAAACUUCAGAAGGAGAAAAAUCGUAAAAGAAGGGCAAGAAUUGUGAUAAGAAAUUUAUCAUUUCAAGUAACCGAAGAAUCAUUAAAAGAACAUUUUUCUCAAUAUGGAACGAUAGAAGAAGUGAAACUCUUAAAAAGAGAAGAUGGUAAACAUGUAGGAUGUGCAUUUUUGCAAUUCGAACAAGUGCAAAGUGCAGCUAAAGCCAUACAUUAUGGAAACUUGCAACCACUCCUCGAUAGGCCCAUUGUGGUUGAUUGGGCUAUACCUAAAAAUAAAUUUUGUAAGAAUGAUUCCGACAGUGUAGAAGGCGAAAUGAAAGUAAAGAUAGAGAAUGAGAGCGAUACAGAAAACGCAUCUGUCAUAGAAACUGCAAAGGAAUCCAAUUCAAACGAAGAGUUAGGUAGCGAAGAUGAAAAACAUGUAGAUAUUACCACAGAGAACGAUGAAUUUGACGAUAAUGAUUCAAUAGAAACAGAAAUAAAAUCGGAAAAUGAAAGUGGUGCUUCAGACGACGAACUAUCCGAAGAUGUUAAAGAAGAACAUGUAGACAUAAAAGAUGUAAAGGAAAUUAAACGUCCACGGUUCGAGUCUCACGAUGUUUCAGAGGGAAAGACUGUAUUUCUAAAGAAUGUACCAUUUUCCGUGAAAAACGACCAAUUAAAGAAAUACAUGGAACAAUUCGGACCUGUUUAUUAUGCUCUCGUAUGCAUGGAUCCGCUAACUGAAUAUUCAAAAGGAACAGCAUUUGUUAAAUUUAGAAAUGUCGAGGAUGCUGAAAAGUGUCUAUCAGCGGGAAAGGAAUUAGAAAUGGAGGAUCAAAUAGUUGAAGCGCAAAAAGCAAUAGACAGAAAUGAAAUGGACAAUAAAGCGCUUUCGAAACAGCUUAAAAUCAAAGAUUCCCGAAAUUUGUAUUUGGUGAAAGAAGGAGUUAUAUUGGCUGGAAGUUCAGCUGCAACAGGCGUAUCAGCAGCAGAUAUGGCGAAACGUUUGCAAAUAGAACAAUGGAAAUCUCAGAUAUUGCGGAAUUUCAAUAUGUUUGUAUCGAGGGUAAGACUCGUUGUUCACAAUUUACCACCUACGGUUGAUGAUGUCAAGCUGAGGAAAAUCUUCGAAAAACAUGGGCCUUCUAAGGCGAUCAUUAGAGAAGUACGCGUUAUGCGAGAUCUCAAAAAUGUUGAUACGAAAGGAAUAGGAAAAUCAAAAGAGUAUGGUUUCGUGUCGUUUACAAAACACGAGGAUGCACUUCAAGCUCUGAGAAGUGUAAAUAACAAUCCGAAUGUAUUUACUUCGAAAAGAAGGCCGAUAGUGUCCUUUUCAAUCGAAAAUCGAAUAAUGGUGAACGCUAAACAAAGAAGAGUCGAAAAGAGUCGCAAGAACAAUCCCCUUUGUCCGGGAAAUAAAGUAAAAAGAAAAGAAGAAACCAUGAACGAGGAAGUUCCAUUGAAAAAAUUCAAACCUGACAGAACAGACGAAUUAAACAAAAAACCAUACGCUGGAACAGUUGGAAAACUUGGUGAAAAUAAAUUACGAUCGAAAUUUAAAUUGAAAAACCAAGCGAAAUUGCAUAGCGAAACGGUGAAGAAAGAGAGAAAGAUGAAAAAAUCUUGGAAAAAAUUAGAAGAAAAGCGAAGGCAGAGGAAUGAAAAUAAAAAAGAAAUUAAACCAAAACAAAGGACGAAGGUAAAGGCAGUAGACGUGAAGUUGGAUAAACUUGUAAAUAGUUACAAGAACAAAUUAAAAUCUAUAGAAUUGAAGAAGUCCAAAUGGUACGAAGCGUAGUUAUGAACUAUUUACAUGUAUUAAAUGAGAAAAUACUAAUAAUAAAAACUUGUUCGUUUUCGUUUGAUAA